GUGGAAUGUUGCCUUGUCCCUCUCUACAUCCUGCAAAAAGCCCACACUUCUUCCCUCCCUCGUUUUAGAGAGAGAAACAAAAUGCAGCAGAUUUUCAUAUAACUCAGGAUUUGAUGAGAAAUCUAUGCAUACAGAGAGAUCAAACUGAAGAAUUCGAGCAAAUAAGCACAGCGAGAACUAAAUUUUAUUUAAACUUUACAAUUAGAACGAGUAUCUGAAAUUACUGAAAACAUUGCGUAGAUAUAAACCAACUUUCUUUUUCGAAGCUUCCGAUUAUAGUAUUGACUAUUUUUUCAAUUGAUGUUUUAAAUAUUUUUAUAUAUUUAAUUUCUAUUUUACUUUUUGGAGUGUAAAUACGAGGAUUCUUUUGUAUAUCAGUUACUAGUUCAUCCUGGAUUGCCAGAUUAGUAAAUCUGGGUGGGUUGUUUUACUUUAUCGUCUUCAGAUGUGGAUCAGAGGAGAAGGACAACAAAUCAAACAACCUCCGAGUCAUCAAGUAUUUAACAAAACAAAUCAUAUAGAUAGCUCCGAUCAUUGAAAGGUCAACAUCAUCUUGGAAUCAGUUUAAGGUGUUUGUUUGACCAUGGCGAACUGUGAAGAAGCAAAGAAUUGUAAGCCCGAAGUUACAUCUUCUUCACCCCCUCAAGAGCAGGAGCAGCAACAGCAGCAGCAGACCAGUCAUGUGUAUCCUGAUUGGGGAGCCAUGCAGGCUUACUAUGGCCGAAGAAUGGCUAUCCCACAUUACUUCAACUCAAGUGUUACAUCUGGUCAUACACCUCCACCUUACAUGUGGGGCCCAUUACAGCAUAUGAUGCCACCUUAUGCUGCAAUGUAUCCACAUGCAGGUGUUUAUGCACAUCCAGGAGUUACUGUUGCUGCAAGUCCUAUGCAUGUUGACUCUCCUGCCAAGUCAUCAGGGAAUUCAGAUCGUGGAUUGAUUAAGAAAUUGAAAGGAUUUGAUGGGUUGGCAAUGUCAAUAGGGAAUGAAAAUGGAAUCUCUCACAGUGGGGAGACUGAAGGUUCUAGUGAAGGAAGUGAUGGAAAUACAACAGAGGGAGCUAAAAGUGGUCAGAAAAGAAGCCGUGGUGGAUCAUCUACAAGUUCUGAAAUUGGCAAGACUGAUGACCAACUUCCUUCCACCAAUGAAAAUGGAAGCUUAAAGAAAGUAAAAAGUAUUACUGUUGCUCCACCUAAUGUUACCAUGUUUCAGAAUGAGAGAGAAUUGAAAAGGGAGAGAAGAAAACAGUCUAACCGUGAAUCUGCCAGGAGGUCACGCUUAAGGAAACAGGCUGAAGCAGAAGAACUUGGAACAAGAGUUGAAUCUCUCACCAAUGAAAAUUUGACACUCAAAUCCGAGAUUAACCGAUUAACUGUUAAUUCAUCAAAUCUGAAGCUUCAAAACGCUAAAUUAAUGGAAAAACUCAAAAAGUCACAAAUUGAACAAGACACAGAAGACCCAAGGCUAGACAAAAAGGGUUUGACUCUGAGCACUGCUAACCUUCUUUCCAGAGUCGAUAAUGGUUCUGGUACCGGUACUGAUACUGAUACUGAUACUGAUACUGAUACUGAUACUGUUGGUUCAGGUGCAACACUGCGUCAGCUUUUGGAUGCUAGUCCCAGGGCUGACGCAGUUGCUGCAGGAUAACCCACAAAAGAUUAUAAUUAAUGUCUUUUGUGUUUUAAUUGUUAAAAGUUAAUUGUGUAAUUUGGGUGUAUUUAUGUGAUGAAAUUAGUACUAACAGUUGAGUAGAGAGAAUUAAUGUUAUUAUCUUAAACAGGAAGUGUGAGUGAGUUUUAGAAAUUUGUGCAGCAAACUGAAACGUAAUUUUGGUUUUCAGAGUCUGCUUGGAAGUUGUAAUUAGUUAACCUAAUAUUAAUCUAUAUACAUGGUUUGUGUAAGAUAUAA
Lactuca sativa (garden lettuce) is the source of this 1906-nucleotide messenger RNA. The record is from RefSeq and is a predicted model, not a curated record. NCBI's taxonomy places the organism in Eukaryota, Viridiplantae, Streptophyta, Magnoliopsida, Asterales, Asteraceae.